Molecule: messenger RNA, 843 nt
Organism: Nematolebias whitei (Rio pearlfish)
Lineage: Eukaryota; Metazoa; Chordata; Actinopteri; Cyprinodontiformes; Rivulidae
Gene: klf7b
Product: Kruppel-like factor 7b
Exons: 3
Coding region: 79-843 (254 amino acids)
Biological process (GO): regulation of transcription by RNA polymerase II
Molecular function (GO): RNA polymerase II cis-regulatory region sequence-specific DNA binding; DNA-binding transcription factor activity, RNA polymerase II-specific
Source: RefSeq, a predicted model, not a curated record
GUGCGUGUUUAACGCCUGAAUUUGGGACUUUUCAAACCCGUUUUAUUUUUUAUUUUUUUGUUUUUCUUCACUUCAACUAUGGAUGUUUUGGCGAAUUACAGUAUUUUCCAGGAACUCCAGCUCGUGCACGACACUGGUUAUUUCUCCGCGAUGCCUUCCCUGGAGGAGAACUGGCAGCAGACAUGUCUAGAGUUGGAGAGGUACCUGCAGACAGAGCCCAAACGACUCUCGGAGCUCUUCGACGAGGAGCUGGACUGCCUCCUAACGCCGGCCUUUAUGCAAGGCAGUGACAGCGAUGAAGACCUGAUGGACCCACUGCUCCCCAGCCUCCCAGACCAACCCAGCCCACCUCCUCUACUUGUAGCCAUCCCAAAGGUCCAGGCCAAAAUCCUCCAGGUCUCCAAUCCAAGCAGGAGUCAAGCAGUAGCCGGGACGGAUAUUGUUACAACAAAGGACCAGGUCCUCGGAGGAGUCAGUGCUGCACAGCUCAGUGCCGCCGUCACAUCCCUAACACCGCCAUCGUCUCCAGAGCUCGGCCGGCACCUUGUCAAACCCACACAAACGCUCACAGCAACGGCAGACGGUAUGUUAACGCUCAAGUUGGUGGCAAAGAAAGUUGGAUUAGGAGCAGCUAAAGUGGUGGCAGCACGAGCGCUACCUUCUCCGCCAAGCCGAGGAGGAGCCUUGAGCGACAGCGAGCAGGGAGGCGGGGGAAGUCUGGGAGGAGAUGUUCCUGAGAACAAGAAGAGAGUCCACCGGUGCCAGUUUAAUGGCUGCAGGAAGGUUUACACCAAGAGCUCCCAUCUGAAGGCACAUCAGAGGACCCACACAGGUAUAUCUUAA